Messenger RNA from Lottia gigantea (owl limpet), 318 nucleotides. RefSeq lists its product as hypothetical. Gene Ontology annotation, molecular function: RNA endonuclease activity producing 5'-phosphomonoesters, hydrolytic mechanism. Bases 1 to 318 code for a protein of 105 amino acids. Gene Ontology annotation, cellular component: mitochondrion. The transcript has 2 exons. Gene Ontology annotation, biological process: piRNA processing. NCBI's taxonomy places the organism in Eukaryota, Metazoa, Mollusca, Gastropoda, Lottiidae. The record is from RefSeq and is a predicted model, not a curated record.
AUGGCUAAAGAAACUAUUGAUGCUAGUGUUUUCUGUUUGACGUGUAUAGACUUGGCCGACAUUUUGAUCAUGAAACACAAGAGAGGGGUAAUUGUUAGAGUGAUGACCGACGAUGAACAAAUUGACUCUUCGGGAGCCCAGAUCUGGAGGCUGAGGCAAGAAGGAAUCAGUGUUAGAACAGACAGAUCAUCGUAUUUGAUGCAUCAUAAAUCGAUGUUCAAUUUACAAACAAGUUUUAUUAUUGAAGACAAUAAAAAAGCCUAUUAUAAUAAACGAGGAACGGUGUCCGAUGCGGUGUACGUUGCAGGAACUGCUUAA